Helobdella robusta is the source of this 297-nucleotide messenger RNA. RefSeq lists its product as hypothetical. The transcript is spliced from 2 exons. The record is from RefSeq and is a predicted model, not a curated record. Gene Ontology annotation, molecular function: protein binding. The annotation marks the transcript as partial. NCBI's taxonomy places the organism in Eukaryota, Metazoa, Annelida, Clitellata, Rhynchobdellida, Glossiphoniidae.
GAAGACAUCAACGCGCAGGACCGAGAAGGAAACACUAGUUUGCACGAGGCAGUUGAGAUGAACCACACGACGAGCAUCGCCUGUCUGCUUGCUCACGGUGCCAAAACAGAGAUACUCAACAGGAAGAACAUGGCGCCCACUCAUCUGGCAGUCGAUCUCAACAGAAUUGAUUCGCUUAAAGAGUUGCUGAGCCAUUCAUCGUCGGAUCCAAAUGUUCCAGGAGAGAACGGAUCAACUCCUCUUCAUUACGCGGCAUGGAAGGACAGACCGGAAUGUGCCAGGAUCCUGGUUAGUUGA